AUGGACCUUGACGACGAGAAAUCCCUAGCGCUCGAACAGCGCAAGAUUCUCCUUUUCAACUGUAGCGAAAUCGUAGAUUUCAGCAGUGGCGAUACUAUUCUUCCUACACGCAUUACCUGCUACUGCCGCCACCACAACGAAAAAGUCGGGUUUUGCAUUAUUUUUGUAAUGAAAGACUGUUCCGGCCAAGUAAUAGCCCGCGGAGUCUCACCAGCAAUCAUGAUAACCGAUGAUCACAAGUCGUCAAAAACAAAACAGGCUAACGGCGUCGUCGGGCGACGACGAUCACGUGUGGAAAACGAGCGUCGGGGCAGUCACUCGAAAUUAGCCGAUAGAACAGCUGAAAGAACCGGGGACAGAUCGAUAGAUAGACCAAACACAACGCCAAUAUCGAUUUCGACUUUAUCUUCUAAUGGUUCUGCACAAUCGGCUACGAAUAUCUUUGCACAAGCAAGGUGUUUCGGCCUGGGAACUUCCGGGAAGCAGAAGAGACAAGCUAUUAAGCAAGAACCUCAAAUAGGCAGGAUCGUGCAAGGUAAUGAUGAAGGAGGACAGGAAAUAGUAGAAGAAGAUGGACAAAUUGGACUCAAAGUAGAGAAUGAAAGACAAACUCAGCAAAUCCAGACUUUGGGUGGCUAUUCUACUUCUCCUUCGACGCCUUUGUCACCAAUUUCUCCCAGCUCUCCCCGGCCUGCAUCGGCACCUUACCACAUUCCGGCCAAAUAUGAUCGUAAUGGUGAGUGA
Paraglomus occultum is the source of this 744-nucleotide messenger RNA. Lineage: Eukaryota; Fungi; Glomeromycota; Glomeromycetes; Paraglomerales; Paraglomeraceae. The record is from the annotation of a GenBank genome assembly.